Fraxinus pennsylvanica is the source of this 489-nucleotide messenger RNA. Lineage: Eukaryota; Viridiplantae; Streptophyta; Magnoliopsida; Lamiales; Oleaceae. The record is from the annotation of a GenBank genome assembly.
AUGGCAGCCCUAUCGAAUUCAUUUGUGAUAUCCAAAUCAUCGGGUUCUUCUCUGAAGUCAGUAGACCAAUGUAGUCCAAGUCUGGUCCCCACCAACCUGUCCUUCAGUCUUAAAGGCUCAAGGAAAGUAUCUUGCUCCAAGAGGGCACUUGUGAUUCAAGCAAGUUAUAGUGAUGGUGGAAGGCCAAGUAGUGCAGGCAUCUUUAUUGGCGGAUUUGUUUUGGGUGGAUUAGUUGUUGGAACCCUCAGUUGUGUGUAUGCACCUCAGAUCAGCAAGGCUUUAGCUGGUGCUGAUAAAAAGGAUCUCAUGAAGAAAUUGCCCAAAUUCAUCUAUGAUGAAGAAAAAGCUUUGGAGAAGCAACGUCAGAAACUGGCCGAGAAGAUUGAACAGCUCAACUCUGCAAUAGACAAUGUAUCCACUCAGCUGCGGUCAGACGACCCCCCAAAUGGAGCAGCUGUCAACUCAGACGAAGUUGAAUCUGUUGUAUGA